GACCUGCCGGCUGCUACCCACACCAGCUGUACCACUCACCAUGAAGGUUCUUGUCCUUCUGCUUGUCACCCUUGCCGUGGUCUAUGCAGCUCCUGACCCCCGGGGAAUCCUAAUCAACCUGGAAGAUGGCGAGAUCUGCAUGAACAGUGCCCAGUGCAAGAGCAGCUGCUGCCAACACUUCAGCCCCCUGGGCGUGGCCCGCUGCACACGCAAGGCCAGCGAGAACAGCGAAUGCUCGCCCAAGACACUCUAUGGGAUUUACUACAAGUGUCCCUGCGAGCGGGGCCUGACCUGUGAGUCGGACAGGACCAUUAUUGGCGCCAUCACCAACACCAACUAUGGUAUCUGCCUUGAUGCUGGACGCUCCAAGGAGUAAGACCACCCCUGACUCCUGCACCUAGCCCGGCAGGCUGCGCAGGACCCUUCUCUUAUUUCCCAUCUCUUAUCUUCGGCUGGCCACCUCCUUGACCAGCACCUCUGUCACCUGACUGGGUUCUUGGCAAUAAAACCUGCCUGCAAACCUUC
Messenger RNA from Ictidomys tridecemlineatus (thirteen-lined ground squirrel), 525 nucleotides. It is a transcript of the gene Clps, whose product is annotated as colipase. Lineage: Eukaryota; Metazoa; Chordata; Mammalia; Rodentia; Sciuridae. Gene Ontology annotation, molecular function: enzyme activator activity; lipase binding. The record is from RefSeq and is marked provisional. Gene Ontology annotation, biological process: lipid catabolic process; positive regulation of catalytic activity; response to food. Gene Ontology annotation, cellular component: extracellular region.